ACCGAGGGAGUUGUUUCUCGUUUUUUUUUUAUAUCUGAAUGCUCUCGCCCUCCUCUACACAUGGCGAUAGAUGGAAUCAUGUUGGAGGCUGGCCUAGCCGACGCAGCACCGGUACGCAGUGCGUUGCUUCUCUGGUUAAUGGGGAGAGUGGUCAUGGAACUUCGGAUUUUCGGUUUAGGGACAGGAGAGGCGAGUGGCGCAGGGUGCUUGUCCGUCAUCACCUGUUGACGGAUCCUUUGUUUGGUGUUCGCUGCUAAAUGACGGGCACUUCUGUUGCCUCUUUUUUUUCACUCCACCCCCCGUCUACCCAAUUUGCCCGGUAUCUGUUCCCCUGUUCUGUUUUUUGACAUUACCACCUACCUAGUUUACAUCUGGUCCCGUUUUUGGCGGAUCGCUAUGGAAAUGUUGUCUCCCCAUUGUCGUUGUUUCCUGCACUUUGCUUGUUUUCGUCUUUUCCCCUCGACCCCUCUUCACAGUGGUUUUGUCUCGUAUGUUGGACUCGUGUGUGUGCCCCGCAGAGAGAGGAAAAAGGAAACUGUGUAUUUGCCCCCCCGCCUUCAAGAUUUCUACAGCAGCAACCCCUUGAAAAAAUGGCAAAAAGAAAUUCCAAUCCAAAUCCAAGUUGAUCCUUGCUUUUGUAGAUGUAGAUAUAGUUGUGAUGUCUCUUCGUUCCAACCAAUUUUGGUACUCAUUACCUACAUGCCUUGAUAACUACCAGCUUUAGUAACUGUUGCUAGAGGUAAUCUCGCAAGAGCUCUGCCAGCUUGGUUUGCUUGCUCAACCUCGGCAUGGCUUGAUUGAUUGGACCUCUCAAACCUCUCAACCUCUCAACCUCUUCUUCCAUUACCUAAACCUAGCAGAGUUGCCUUGCACCCUCAACUCACAAUUCGUCGCCACAGUUCCAGUUCCAGUUUCCCCCUCCCCCCAGUGCUAUCAUCCCAUGGCUGUCAUUCGCACGAUAUAAAAGCUACUUCAUCGCCAUAGGAGAACAAGCCGUAAGCAUCUGGUAGCCCGUACAGUAUCAAAGAAGAAUGUACAGUAUAAAAAACAAG
Trichoderma harzianum CBS 226.95 is the source of this 1052-nucleotide messenger RNA. RefSeq lists its product as hypothetical. The record is from RefSeq and is a predicted model, not a curated record. NCBI's taxonomy places the organism in Eukaryota, Fungi, Ascomycota, Sordariomycetes, Hypocreales, Hypocreaceae. The coding region runs from base 397 to 708 and encodes 103 amino acids. The transcript has a single exon.